This is a messenger RNA of Zingiber officinale, 2826 nucleotides long. Its product is annotated as CSC1-like protein At4g35870. The coding region runs from base 133 to 2544 and encodes 803 amino acids. NCBI's taxonomy places the organism in Eukaryota, Viridiplantae, Streptophyta, Magnoliopsida, Zingiberales, Zingiberaceae. Gene Ontology annotation, molecular function: calcium-activated cation channel activity. The transcript has 2 exons. Gene Ontology annotation, cellular component: plasma membrane. The record is from RefSeq and is a predicted model, not a curated record.
UAACACCGCAAACGCAAACUUGGAAUAUUCCCUUCCGAAUCCCUUCCUUCGUCUUUCUCGAACUAGGGUUCGUUGGGCCUCCUCCUCCUCCUCCUCCUCCUCCUUGUCUAUGAGAGGCAAGGACAACGCCCGAUGAGCCUCUUAUCGAUUCCUCCGUCCAUGGCCGCUCAAUCUCCGUCGCCGGAUCCAGACUUCCCCUUCCGGGCGUGGUACGGCAACAUCCAGUACCUCCUCAACAUCUCCGCCGCCGGAGCCGCCUCCUGCGUCCUUCUAUUUCUCCUCGUCAAGCUCCGAUACGACCACCGCCGCUUCCCUGGCCCCUCCGCCCUAGCCGCGAAGUUGCUCGCCGUAUACCACGCCACCCCAGCCCAAAUCGCCCUCCACUGCGGCGCCGACGCCGCCCAGUUCCUCAUCGUCGAGCGCGCCAGCUUCUUUGUCCUCCUCGUCGUCUCCCUUAUCGCUCUCUUCGCUUCCUUUCCCCUCAACCUCUCUGGCUCCGUCCCGCUCGCCGACCCUUUCGCGCGAACGACCAUCUCCCACAUCCACGACGGGUCUCCGAUCCUUUGGCUUCACUUUCUCCUCGCCGCCAUUAUAGUUGCCGUUUCCCACCUCGGCAUCUCGCGGAUGGAGGAUGACCUGCGUAUUACCAGAUUCCGUGAUGGCAACGGCAACCCGAGCGAUCCCAAUUCGAGCUCUAUAGCAAUCUUCACCAUGAUGGUGCAAGGUAUUCCCAGAUCCCUAGCUUCGAACAAAGCGCCUCUCGAAGAGUACCUUCAGCACAGGUAUCCUGGUAAGGUGUACCGUGUGGUUGUGCCCUUUGAUCUAUGCACCCUGGAGUACCUCACAUCAAGGUGGACCAAGCUCCAGAAUGAGAUUUCAUGGUUGGAAGCUCGCAUGGACUCCCAAUCAAUGUUGAACGAAGAAGAUAAUGAUGGCCAUGAAAGCAGCCAGAUCUACGAGCAUCCGUUGUUGAGGAAGGCAAAAGAAAUGUGGGCAACUCUAGCUGUGAAAUUGGGCUUCACGGAGGAAGAGAGGUUGAGAAAGCUGCAUAAUUUGAAGUUGGUUCUGCAGAACAAACUUUUGGAUUACAAGGAAGGGCGGGCACAAGGCUCUGGGAUUGCAUUUGUGGUCUUUAAGGACGUGUACACCGCCAAUAAGGCUGUGAGGGACUUGAGAUCAGAGCGGUCGAGGAGAUCCAUUGGACAGUUUGUCUCUGUGAUGGAGCUUCAGCUGGGGCGGAGCCGGUGGAGAGUUGAGAGGGCUCCUCCUGCUGUUGACAUAUACUGGAACCAUUUGGGCUUGAGCAAACUCUCAUUGCGAUUGAGGAAGGUUGCUGUGAAUACCUGCCUACUCCUAAUGCUUCUCUUUUUCAGUUCACCUCUUGCUGUCAUCAAUGCAAUGAGCAGCGCUGCGAGGAUUAUUAAUGCAGAGGCUGUCGAUCAUGCCCAUACAUGGCUAACUUGGCUGGAGGGGUCGAGCUGGUUUGGAGCUUUAAUUCUUCAGUUCUUGCCAAAUGUUCUCAUAUUUGUAAGUUUGUAUAUAGUAAUUCCAUCAGCACUUUCAUAUCUUUCCAAAUUUGAAUGCCACCUCACUGUCUCCGGGGAGCAGAGAUCUGCAAUGCUAAAGAUGGUUUGCUUCUUUUUGGUAAAUCUCAUUCUCUUGCGUGCUAUGGUGGAAUCCUCACUCGAGAAUGCAAUCCUUCGAAUGGGAAGGUGUUACUUGGAUGGGGAAGAUUGCAAACAAAUCGAACAAUAUAUAAGUGCUUCAUUUCUCUCGAGGUCAUGCCUCGACACCCUUGCAUUUCUCAUCACAAGUACCUUCCUGGGAAUUUCCUUUGAUUUAUUAGCUCCAGUGCCUUGGAUGAAGAACAUUCUUAAGAAGUUUAGGAAGAAUGACAUGGUUCAACUAGUUCCGGAACAAAUUGUGGAGAACACAGUAGAGCAGAAUGAUGAAGUGGGUAAUUUGCGGAUGCCUCUUGUUUCUGAGAGGGAAGGUAGUUUGGAUUUGCAUGAUCUCGAGGUUCAUGAUCUUUCUGUGUACCCAAUAAACAGGAGCUUCCACACGCCAAAGCAAACAUUUGAUUUUGCACAAUACUAUGCUUUUAAUCUCACAAUUUUUGCACUCACCAUGAUCUAUUCCUUGUUCGCUCCACUUGUGGUUCCUGUAGGUGCGAUCUACUUUGGCUACCGGUACAUGGUGGACAAGUAUAAUUUCUUAUUUGUAUACAGAGCCCGUGGCUUCCCUGCUGGUAACGAUGGAAAGCUAAUGGACAGGGUCUUGUGCAUUAUGCAUUUUUGUGUGGUCUUGUUCCUUCUGUCGAUGUUAUUCUUCUUCUCCAUCCGUGGUGACUCUACAAAGCUGCAAGCCAUCCUUACGCUAGGGUUGUUGUUUGUCUACAAAAUGCUCCCAUCAAGAAGUGAUGCGGGCCGACCAUCUUUAUUGGAAGGGAUUCAGACAGUCGAUAGCUUUGUAGAUGGUCCAACUGAUUAUGAGGUUUUCUCAAACACCGACUUCAAUUGGGAUAUUUAUGAAUCACAGUCAUAGGACUUGAGUUCGCUUGCAAUAUCAGAGGACAACAGCAUUCGAGCAAUGAGAAGAUUUCUAAUUGCUAAAGAACAGAUGAAGGCUUAUCUGCUCCAUGCUGGUUUCGAGCGCCUUUUCCCUACUUUGUUCAUUGUAUCUGUGCAUUUUGUUUUUUGGUGGUUCACUGGAUGCAUUGUGGUUUUCUUUCUUCUUUCUUUCGUUUGUUUUUUCCCUUUAAAAAAAAAGUUCAAUGUUCAUGUUUGUUGAGACUAGGAGAAGAAAGGCAAAGAAUUACGAGUUUAA